AUGAGAAUGGACAAGCUUCUGUCCAACUCGGUUUCGCCGCAGGAUGGGAAGAGCUCGCCGAUGCUGGCCAUCGAGUGCGUCGCAGGGAGCUCCAAGGCCGACGAGUGGAACUUCGACAUGCUGCAGACGGGUGACAUCGUGGAGGAGAUCACCAUCGGGGGAUCCUCCCCCAUCACGGCUCCCUUCAAGCAUGGGUGCAGCGGCGUGCAGAAGAUGCUCCGCUCGUCGUUCAAGCGCGGGGAGACCUCCAUCUCGGUGCGCGUCCGGCGAGGAAGAGGCGAGUCCGUGUCUCUCCACGCCUGCGUCGUCCCCCACGAGCAGGCCGGGAGGAAGAGCUACAUGCUCCGCUCCAUCGACGACCCCAACUACGCCGUCGCCUUCGUCGAUCGCCUGGAGAGCGAGUGCCUGCAGCUUCAAGGUGAGAAAAUCCCCCGCCGGCUGAAAAUUUGUCGAGAAGUUCCUCCUGACCUGCCCGUCUGCUUGGUCUUUCACGAAAAGCUUCGAGGAGCUCGAGGGUGGCUUCCGCGCUCAGCAAGUCGCAAUUGCAGGACGGGUACGUAUCGUACCCGUGGGAGAAGAAGAUGAGGGAGUCAUUGUCGGUUCCGAACUCGAGCAGUUUCCUGUCGCUGCUCAUCCUCCCCAAGGCCUCCAACCCUUCUUCUUCCCACUACAACUCGUUCGAGGACACACUGGCGCGGGGGAACACCUGGCUCAACUCGUCCCAAGCCUCCGGCGUACCCAUCGUCUUCUUGAGUGCGCAGUCUGAGCCUCUUCUCACGAAGGUGAGGGAAACGGGAGAGAGAGAUCCUCGAACAGAGGGGAAUCCCUCGAGGGAGAUGAAACUAACAACCCAUGGCGGCCACUUGUUUGAUAGAUAUCUGGAGAGACAGCUUCCUCGACGGUGAACGCCGGUUCCUUGACGGAUCUCUGCAACCUCGCCAAUGCAAGCCUCUACGGGUUCGAGGACUACCAUGGAGUUGACAUAGGAGUGGUGAGGGCCAUCCGCCUCUGGUACGCGCCAGCUGCUGGAGAGUAUCCGUUGGAGAUCAGACCGGAGGAAGGCGAUUCGAGGCUCGGAUUUGCUGUCGGCCGCACGCAAGAGGUAGGGAUCUGCUCUUCCUCCUCGUUCCCUCUGGUUCUAGGGUUAUUGAUCAAACUAUUGGUCCUCCAGGGUUUCAUCUUCGUUUCCUCUGUGGCCAAUGAGGACGACGAAGACGACGACUCUCCCGCGACGCGAUCGGGUCUCAGAGAUCUGUACAGAGAAGCCGUGCGGGCCGGUAAGCACCUCGUGAUCUCCAGAGUUUCCAACGAGAAGAUUCUCCCAUGGAUGGUCUCCCCCUCCGGCGCGAUCCGGUGCUUCGACACCGUCUCCCUCAGCCGCAAGCUCUCCCUCCACCGCCACGCGCUGCAACCCAUCCUCCUCCACAUCCUCCUCUGGGACCUGGAGUCCUUGUCCCCCAACGGAGGCUCUCGCCGGAGCAUCGGAUCCCCAAUCGUCGCAGCAGAGCCGCCAUCGCCGGCUACCCCGGCCAUCGUCGAAUCGGCGACGGACUCUCCCCCGCCGAUCGAGCUGCAGCGGGACAUCUCCCUGUCUCCCUCACGUACAUCCGAGAGAGACGCCGCUGUCGCACCAGCGCCGCCGCCGCCGCCUCCGCCGAGCGCCGCACCGGCGAGGGACCUAUCUCCUCCGCCCGAACUGGUGCGGGAGAUCUCCCUCUCUAUCUCCCGAUCUCCCGACAGGGACACCUCAGGGAGCUCCUCUUUCCGGUUCCACGAUUUCUCUAUCCAAACCAACUGGGUGUGA
This is a messenger RNA of Spirodela intermedia, 1804 nucleotides long. The record is from the annotation of a GenBank genome assembly. NCBI's taxonomy places the organism in Eukaryota, Viridiplantae, Streptophyta, Magnoliopsida, Alismatales, Araceae.